CUUACUAAAUACUGUAAUUGUCUCCCUCCAGGAUCACAUUGCUGAAGAUCUAUUCUCAAGAGAAGAGGAUGGGGAGGAAGAGGUCCAGUCACUGGCUGAUGACCUCACACCUUCGGUAGCCUCUGAUAACUCUGACAUCCUUCAGUGCCAUUUAAGAGCACAUUGUCUUACAUCCGGAGACAAAGACAUAUCAGUAAGCUCCUCCUCAGAAGAAGAUUCAGACAGUGCCUCCAUUCCUUCCAAUGACAGCCACAAGGACAUUAUGGUGGGCUCUCAGUACCAGGCCACUAUCCCACCCCUCAGUGUCUUUUCCCACCAGGAGAGAGCCUAUGAGAGUGAGGAUCAGCUGCUGUGGACCCCUGAGGUCCUGUCACCCUCAGACGUGGAGAAGUUUCUGCUCCUCGCGCAGAGACGAUGGGGUCAGGGGCGACAUGUGGACGCCAUGGCAACAGACAUAGUCAAGGACAACGAACAGGCGCUCUAUGAGCUUGUGAAAUGUAACUUCAAUGCUGAGGAGGCUUUGAGAAGACUACACUUUAAUGUUAAAGUUUUUAAUGAGGAGUUGUGUGCGUGGAGUGAGGAGGAGUGUAGGAACUUUGAACAUGGCUACCGUGUCCAUGGGAAGAACUUCCAUCUCAUUCAGGCCAACAAGGUACGCACACGUUCAGUAGGGGAGUGUGUGGAGUAUUACUACCUGUGGAAGAAGUCAGAGAGGCACGAGUUCUUCCUUCAGCAAACCACCAGGCUGGGGCGCCGGAAAUACAACAUGCCGUUGGGAAACAUUGACGAUGGAGAGCAGGAUGGAGAGGUCGUAGAGAUGGAAAGGAGCAGCAGCAGCAACUCGCACACUUCCACCGGCCAGUCCAACACACCCUCUCCCUCGCCAGACCUGGAGAAACAAGAGGAGUCACAGGGUCGUCCACGACGGAAGCGAACAGCGCGCUUUCUGUUAAAGCCCUGAGCAGACAACACUCACUGCAUGCACUGCAGGCAGGGCCGCACAGAUGCUGGGUGUGGAAUGGUUAUGAGAGAGCUGUGUGCCUCUUCGUGUCCCUGCUCCCCGCCUCAGGAGUCCGUCUUCAGCCCCUACCCUCCUCUCCCCUCUCUGGAGGAUCUGAGGGAGCCUCCUCCACCCUGCUCCGACUCCCUGUCCCCCCCUCAGUUAUUCCCUUCCUCCUACUCCCCCUCCUCCUCCCCCUUUACCUGCACCUCCACCAGCCACAGCUUCCCUCCCCACACCCCAGACUCCCAGCUCCCCGGUGCAGGCUUCUACCACCUGCAGCUGGGCUCCUACCUCCAGGAUGACCUCCCGUCAGGCUCGGACUGUGGCCAAGGCUCAGUGCCAGUCUCCAGUAGAAUGGAGGUGGACUUCUCCAUGCCACCGGUUUUGCCUCUGAUGCCUCCCACCCCGGGCCCUCCGUCCCCCUCCGCGUCCGUCACUGCUGAGUUUGGGGUCCUGGGGGGCUUUCCUCUCCCUCUGUGUCAUGCUCCCGUCCAGCACCCCCGCUCCCUCACACAGUGACCAACUACAGAGGUGGGAGGACUGCGGAGGUCUUCUCUCUCGAAUGUCCACAGAACACGUACUGUACUCCUGACGGACUGAUCCAGUUCAGUCCACAACUGUGCCAAGGGCAGAGACGAUCCCAUAAUUUAAGAUUUAUAGAGCAAGAGAACUUUCUACAUUGUUGAGGGGAUAAUGUGCCCCCAUCUGAACUCCGUUGCAGUCCCUGAAGCACAGGACUUACACAAGGGGAAGUCAGGCCCACCAGCUCUGCUGGAAGGUCUUGCAAGCUGACAUCAUAUCUGGAACACUGGUGCCCACCACUCCCCAGCCUAAUAACUUUGUUGAGCUGCUCUGACCUGAGCUGACCCCUUAAGAUGACCCCUUUGCCCCAGCAUCCCACCAAAGCGUUGACUCUUUUAUACCCCUCUUGCUGGGACACUUAUGUCUCUUGCCCCAUGUCAUCCAUGUUAGGACUGAAAUUCAGUCUGGCCUUUUGAACUUCUGUGUGAACAAAGACUCUAUUCCUAAGUGCACACCACUCUCCCUUGUAAAGAUCUUGUGAAGGUCUCGUAAAGAGUAUUUCCUUGUGAGUUUUAAUGUGAUUUUGUUUUGGGAGUGUUUUUGUAAGUGUGUGAGGAACUGGAAAAAAGCUUGUAAGAGUUAUAAGGUCUUUGCUCUGGAUGGAGUGUGUCAUUGUGACAUAGCAACACAUUUUAUUUAAAUUCAUUUUUACAUCUUUCCCUGUGCUUCCUUUGAUACAUAUUUUAUCUAUCUAUCCUGAUCUCUCUUGUAAGGUCAGAGUUUAGUCAUACGGUUUUCACACGAGCAGCCAUUUUGUGCAAUAAGAACCCCAAAGUCAUCAGGGAUUUAGAUCUGUGCUUUUGUUUAUUUGUUUGUUUGUUUUCAUAAACACAUGCUCAGAGGACCCCUUGCAAGAAUAUGCCACAGAAACAAACAUUGGUCAUACCUGUGUAUCUAUUUUACCUUUAAAUCUCCGAGGCUGGCUGUUUGACUGCAUAUAUGAAAUCAUAUGAAAUUGUUGUGCUGAUGCAAACAUGUGUUGCAGCAUCACAAUGGGCUUACUUCACCAACAGUGGACUGUGGUAAUGUUUUACGUGAAAGACAGACAAAAACUUAACAGGUGGCUAAGGUAGGAUAUCUUUGGACCAGGUCACUACUGAAUGGGCAUCUUGCUUGAUUGUAAGUCACCCGGUGCAGGGUUUGUUAUUUGUGGCCUGACUCUUUUGUCUUAAGACUGACUUUGGCCGGGUAAAGUAAGACCACCUCGGCCUCUGGCUCAGAACAUCACCUCCAAGUGCCAAUCACCAUCUCUCAAGUUCUGUGUUCUUAAAUCUUCACAGUCUCUCGACAUUUCUUACAAGCUCAGGACUAUGGUGGAGAAAACCUGCAUUUGAGUCUUGCACGUUGCAAAAAAGCAUUGUGAAUAGUGCAAAACUACUUGAUGAGGGUGCUGGUAAUGACACUUCCUGUCUAUCUUGGCCUGUGUCCAGACCCUUCUCUAUCAAUUCCAUCCAGAUGCGAGGGGGGAGAGUGGUUUGGCUGUCCUUGAUCCUGCCUGCUCAGAAUACCAGGGAGGCCCUCUAUGUAUCCCACCAUGUUUAUUUUUGCUAUGUAUUUCUUACCCUUCCACUCCUACUGUUCUGAUGAAUUGUCAUUAUUGAGUUUGUUUACUUCUUACAGGAGGUUCAGAAAUGUAUGUUGUUGAAGAGGCUGAAAGGGAGUAAAACACUGCCUUUGUUUAUUCUUUUGUAAAAAAACAAAAAACAAAAAAAAAAACAAUUUAUAUCGUAUCACUUCUGUUAUGUUAAUUUGUUGUUAUAAUUAUUGUUAUAUUUUGUAAGAAAAUAAUUGAAAUGACAAAAUUAACAAGUAAAUACAUUAAACGUA
Molecule: messenger RNA, 3412 nt
Organism: Clupea harengus (Atlantic herring)
Lineage: Eukaryota; Metazoa; Chordata; Actinopteri; Clupeiformes; Clupeidae
Gene: mier2
Product: mesoderm induction early response protein 2-like
Exons: 10
Biological process (GO): negative regulation of transcription by RNA polymerase II
Cellular component (GO): nucleoplasm
Molecular function (GO): transcription corepressor activity; histone deacetylase binding
Source: RefSeq, a predicted model, not a curated record